GCGUGGACACACUUUGUGGCCAAUGAGGACAUCGCACGAGUGUCCUGUAAUUCCCAGAUGUUGACUAAACUAUUGUGUGCGACCCUAUUGUGCUGCACAAUAGCACCGGUAUGUCUGGCAAACCUGUGUCCGUGCGAGGAUCAGACACUAUGCAAUCCCAUUGAAUACGAUGGCAAAGAGGUGUACGCUUUUGUGGGCGAAUCAAACCGUACGGAAUGGACUCAAUACGAUUGGACCCGUAUUACUACUAUAGCCCUAUUUGGUUGGUACGACCCGGAGCUUAUGUGUCAUGCUCACAAAAAUAAGGCCAGAGUGGUCGGUCUGGGUGUUAUCCCUAAAGCCGAUCUGACCAGCGAUGAUAAAGUGGACAAAUGGAUAGCGGAUCAGUUGUCGUACGCCAAAGAGCGCUUCCUCGACGGUAUUAACAUCGAUGUGGAGUACGAUAUCGACGCCGGGAGUCCCGAAGUCGAUGCGCUGACCCGGUUUAUGGGCAAAGUGCGCGACCGGUUCCACCAGGCGUUGCCCCACUCACAGGUCACGUUUGACGUGCCCUGGAGUCCAUACAAUGUCAAGGGCACCGGUAUAGACGGCCGUAACUAUAACUUUACUGCGUUGGCCGAUGUGUCGGACUUUUUAUUUGUGAUGGCGUACGACGAACGGAGUCAGGUGUUUGACACGGACUGUCUGGCUCAGGCCAACUCUGACCUGUUUUGGACGGCGGGUGGGCUCAUGGCGUACUUGAAGCUGGGCGUUGACCCUGAUAAAAUGGUGCUCGGGCUACCAUGGUACGGCUACGACUACCAGUGCGUGCGCACCGGUCCCGACCGGACCUGCUUUAUCAAAGAGGUGCCCUUCCGUAACGUUAGCUGUAGCGAUGCCGCCGGUGUUCAGGUGCCGUACGUAGAGAUCAAACACCUGGUGGACAUUAGUAGAGGAGCACCGAUAUGA
Medioppia subpectinata is the source of this 948-nucleotide messenger RNA. The record is from the annotation of a GenBank genome assembly. NCBI's taxonomy places the organism in Eukaryota, Metazoa, Arthropoda, Arachnida, Sarcoptiformes, Oppiidae.